Messenger RNA from Trichosporon asahii var. asahii CBS 2479, 1062 nucleotides. RefSeq lists its product as uncharacterized. Bases 1 to 1062 code for a protein of 353 amino acids. The transcript has 2 exons. Lineage: Eukaryota; Fungi; Basidiomycota; Tremellomycetes; Trichosporonales; Trichosporonaceae. The record is from RefSeq and is a predicted model, not a curated record.
AUGCUACCCACCAUCACCUGGUCCAUCGCCGCCCUCGGCCUAGCCGGCUCGACCGCUGCAGGAGAGUACGACCUGUACACCUUCCUCCUCUCCUCGCCCCUCGAGCGGCGGCAGCAAACGCGCACCUGCAACGGCCAGACGGUCUUCCAAACCUGCCCCGACGGGCGAACGUGCGCACCCUCGGGUUUCUACUGCUGCGGCCUGGCGGACUCCCGAGCGGGCUGUUCCGUGAGUCACUCUUCCGGCCUCACUCUAACCCCAGCCUCCCUUCCGCCCCUGGGCACGGGCGCCAUCCCCGCUCCCAUGCCAACCGGCGGCACCUCCGGCCAACGCCGCGUAGUGAGCACAAACGGCCAGCGUUCCCGUCGCGUCGAGCCUGAAGAAGUCGAGGUCAGCGACGAAUGGGAGCAAACCAUGUCCUGCGACCCCUCCUCGGCCGGCCAGCGCACAAACAGCACGCAGGCCAAGAUGGAAAUGGAGAUCAGCACGGACGUCGCUGGAAUCACGAUCGCGUCUCAGUCUUCCUCGUCCGAGGGCGAGCUGAAACUGUCCCUGGGUGGAGUGGAGGUUGCCAAGGAACAGGUUGAGCAGUUGCAACAGCCCACAGGACAGGGGGGCACGACCACCGGGUGCGAGGUGACGUUCAAAUGGAGCCGGGAGGCGAGUCUGGGUGACCUGAGCCAGAAGCUCGAGAUCAGCUGGACGUGGCCCAUCCUCCAGAAACGCCAAGACCAAGGGGGUCAGUGGGGACAGAUCGACCAGAUUGUGGUGUUUGGCGACCGCGAGGCACUAAAGCAGGUCACGCUUGGGAAGAGCUACAACCCCGACAAUGACGGAGGUGAUGGAGGCUCGAGCUCAACGUCUUCGGGGCCUUCGUCUUCAGGGGCAGCAGCUCCCGCCGAGACCAGUGCGGCCAGUGCGUCGGCGUCUGGGAGCAACACUUCGGUGCCUCAGCAGAGCGCCGUGCCUGCGCCGGAGAGACCUUCGAGUGGCGCACUCGCAACCUGGACCACGGGCUGGGGUGUGCUGCUUGUCCUGGGCCUCGGAGCAGUGCUCGACUAG